AGAACCCGACGCUUCCGGCUCGCUGCUCCCGCACCCCGCCCUCCCUGGGCUGGGCUCUGGGCCCUGGACCCCGGGUCGCUGGAGCUUUGUCCCGGGCCACCAUGGGCUCGGAGAUGGAGCCUCUGCUCCGGGCCUGGAGCUAUUUUAGACGCAGGAAGUUCCAGCUCUGCGCCGAUCUAUGCACGCAGAUGCUGGAGAAGUCCCCUUAUGACCAGGCAGCUUGGAUUUUGAAAGCACGAGCACUGACUGAAAUGGUAUAUAUAGAUGAAAUUGAUGUGGAUCAGGAAGGGAUUGCAGAAAUGAUUCUGGAUGAAAAUGCUAUUGCCCAAGUCCCACGCCCGGGCACAUCUUUGAAGCUCCCUGGAACUAGCCAGACAGGAGGACCAAGUCAGGCUGUCAGGCCAAUCACUCAAGCUGGAAGACCCAUUACAGGUUUCCUGAGGCCCAGCACACAGAGUGGAAGGCCGGGUACAAUGGAGCAGGCCAUCAGAACACCCAGAACUGCCUACACAGCACGACCUAUCACUAGCUCAUCUGGAAGGUUCAUCAGACUAGGGACGGCUUCCAUGCUUACAAGUCCUGAUGGACCAUUUAUAAAUUUAUCUAGACUGAAUUUAACAAAAUAUUCCCAGAAACCUAAGUUGGCAAAGGCUUUAUUUGAAUAUAUUUUUCACCAUGAAAAUGAUGUUAAGAUGGCUUUGGAUUUGGCCUCCCUCUCCACGGAGCAUGCUCAGUACAAGGACUGGUGGUGGAAAGUGCAGAUUGGGAAAUGUUACUACAGGUUAGGAAUGUACCGGGAAGCAGAGAAGCAGUUUAAGUCAGCCCUGAAGCAGCAGGAAAUGGUAGACACGUUUCUCUAUCUGGCGAAAGUUUAUAUCAUAUUGGACCAACCCGUGACUGCUUUAAAUCUAUUCAAACAAGGCUUAGAUAAGUUUCCAGGAGAGGUGACCCUGCUUUGUGGCAUUGCCAGGAUCUAUGAGGAAAUGAACAAUAGUUCAUCUGCAGCCGAAUACUACAAAGAAGUCCUGAAACAAGACAAUACUCAUGUGGAAGCCAUCGCCUGCAUUGGAAGCAACCACUUCUAUUCUGACCAACCAGAGGUUGCCCUCCGGUUUUACAGACGCCUCUUGCAGAUGGGAGUGUAUAAUUGCCAGCUUUUCAACAACCUGGGGCUGUGUUGCUUCUAUGCCCAGCAGUAUGAUAUGACUCUGACCUCAUUCGAGCGUGCCCUUUCCCUGGCUGAGAAUGAAGAAGAGGCAGCUGAUGUCUGGUACAACCUGGGGCACAUUGCUGUGGGAAUAGGAGAUACAAACCUGGCCCACCAGUGCUUCAGGCUGGCCCUGGUCCACAACAACCACCAUGCGGAGGCCUACAACAACCUAGCCGUGCUGGAGAUGCGGAAGGGUCACAUUGAACAGGCAAGAGCACUCCUACAAACUGCAUCGUCUUUAGCACCCCAUAUGUAUGAGCCACAUUUUAAUUUUGCAACAGUCUCUGAUAAGAUUGGAGAUCUUCAGAGGAGCUAUGUUGCUGCUCAGAAGUCUGAAGCAGCAUUUCCAGAGCACGUGGACACACAGCAUUUAAUUAAGCAGUUAAAACAGCACUUUGCUAUGCUCUGAUCAGUCCUUGGACCAAGUAUGUCUACAGGAAGGGUCAGUGCACAGGACAAAAAAUGUACUAUGCAAUAGUGUGAUGCAGACCUACUGAGGUAGCAUAUAAGACUAUAAAUCAAGCCGGGCUAUGGUGGCGCACACCUUUAAUCCCAGCACUUGGGAGACAGAAGCAGGCGAUCUCUGAGUUCUAAGCCAGCCUGGUCUACAGAGUGAGUUCCAAGACAGCCAGAGAAACCUUGUCUUGAAACAAAGAAAAAGAGUGUAAACCAGAACCUACUAUAAGAACUUUGUUGUUUUAUAAGGUAAUAGUAUAAAAAUAAGAUUUAAGCAUUUCCUAGCUUUGUCUUUUCAAUUAAAAAAAAUUCACUGUUAAAUACAGACAUUUUCAAACA
Molecule: messenger RNA, 2005 nt
Organism: Peromyscus eremicus (cactus mouse)
Lineage: Eukaryota; Metazoa; Chordata; Mammalia; Rodentia; Cricetidae
Gene: Ttc8
Product: tetratricopeptide repeat domain 8
Exons: 14
Coding region: 102-1619 (505 amino acids)
Biological process (GO): non-motile cilium assembly
Cellular component (GO): ciliary basal body; BBSome; non-motile cilium
Molecular function (GO): protein binding
Source: RefSeq, a predicted model, not a curated record